AGUUGUCUAUAAAGUCCAUUUCUUGAAUAUUCAUCCUUGUGGACUCAAUAUUCAGAGUCAUUCUCCUUUGUUCAUCAACCAUGGAGAAUAUACAGCACAAGAAUCUGUCUGUAAACGGCAUAAAUAUGCACAUAGCUGAAACUGGUGAAGGUCCAUCAACAAUACUAUUCCUCCAUGGAUUCCCUGAACUUUGGUAUACAUGGCGCCACCAAAUGAUUUCUCUUUCAUCCAAGGGUUACCGUGCUAUUGCUCCUGAUCUUCGUGGCUAUGGUGACACGGAUGCCCCUCCUUCCCCUUCUAGUUAUACUGUUUUUCAUAUAGUUGGUGACCUUAUUGCCCUUCUUGAUGCUCUCGGUCUUGAUCAGGUGUUUCUUGUUGGACAUGAUUGGGGUGCUAUUAUAGCUUGGCAUGUAUGCCUUUUGCGACCUGACAGGAUCAAGGCACUGGUUAAUUUGAGUGUUGUCUUCCAACCCAGGAACCCCAAGAGAAAGCCUAUUGAAUCUAUGCGUGCUCUCCUCGGGGAUGAUUACUAUAUUUGCAGAUUUCAGGAAUAUGGAGAGGUAGAAGAGGAAUUUGCUCGUGUUGAUACCGCAAGACUAAUCGCGAAAUUUUUAACAUCACGCCGCCCAGCUCCUCUUCGUGUACCUAAAGAGAAAGGAUUUGGGGGUUCACCUCAUACUCCCAUUACAUUGCCGUCUUGGUUGUCGGAAGAGGAUCUCAACUACUAUUCCAACAAGUUCAGACAGACAGGUUUUACUGGUGGAUUAAACUACUAUCGAGCUAUGGACCUAAACUGGGAGCUGACCGCGCCAUGGACAGGGGUGCAAAUAAAGGUCCCGGUUAAGUUUAUCGUCGGGGAUCUCGACCUGACUUACAAUACACCUGGUGUUAAGGAAUAUAUCCACAAAGGCAGGUUCCAAAAAAUGGUGCCAUUCUUGCAAGAAGUAGUUAUCAUGGAAGAAGUUGCACACUUCAUCAACCAAGAAAAACCAGAAGAAAUUAAUGACCAUAUCUAUGACUUUUUCCAGAAGUUCUGAUAUGUCUCUAUUUUUAUCAUGGGUGUUUUGUUCCCUCAAAUAUUUUUUCAAGUCUUUUUUGUGUGUUUGGAAUAAAAGGCCACUUUUAUGCGUGAAGUGCACAAAUGUCAGCUAUUUAAUAUAGGGAAGUCUACAUGGCGUGGCAAACUACUACUACUAAUUAUGUUUAAUAGCUAUAGUUUGAAUUAAUUACUUUCUAUAGCUAAUAGUUGUAUGUUAAUGACAUUUAUUAGCUACUAAGGUAAAAUAAGUUGAACA
Molecule: messenger RNA, 1295 nt
Organism: Lycium barbarum (goji berry)
Lineage: Eukaryota; Viridiplantae; Streptophyta; Magnoliopsida; Solanales; Solanaceae
Exons: 4
Coding region: 81-1037 (318 amino acids)
Molecular function (GO): hydrolase activity
Source: RefSeq, a predicted model, not a curated record